AUGUCGGAACGUCCCUCUACUUCGGGAGGAACAGCCACCCCAGACCCUCCAGCAACUCAACUCGCCUCGCUCCCACCUCCAGUCGAUCCUUCACUAUGCUCCGAACGAAAGUCCAUUGCGACAACCACCUCGUCCAGCGGGCCCGAUCAAUCAGCGCCUGAAACCCCGACGCACCAAGAGAUAAAGCCAGACCCGGGACUUGCGCCUCCGCCAUUUUUUGGGAAACCCAAGGAAAUGACAUCUCCCCAAGAAACCGAACCUUCGACCGCCAGCUUGCGCUCUUUGCGCAGCAUUCCCAGCAUUGUCAUCAACGAACCCAAAGCUCGGCCUAGUUCUCGCCCUGGCUCAAGACCCGGUUCGCGACCUGGUUCACGAUGGUCGGAACGGAAAUGGCCUACCUUGAGAGGCAAGAGGUCAGGGGAAUUUAGUAGGGAAGAAUCCCCGCCACCUGUACCACGGAUAGAACCCCAAUUUAGCGGCAUCGCCCUAGACAUCCCAACCGGGGAGCUAGACGGACUUGGUGCGCAAACCAUGAGGUUUUCUAAGCGUGGAAGCCUCAUCCAGGAGGGAGAAAGACAACAGCUGGAACGCAAUCUCAGGGAGCAAGAAACGGGAACCGAAGCAAAAGGGGACCCUCAGGGGCCGAACACCAGUCAGAGGCCGAGCACUUCGCAGGAUCAGAGUACUCCACAGGUUCAAAACGGCUCCGCCGCGGAGAAUACUGUAACACCCCGUAGCCGUCCACGACCGGCGUCGUUGCUUCGCGUCAGACGCAGCAGUAUUCCCAGCAGAGCUAUCUCUGCGGAUGAGGAUAUGCUAUCUCGAAGAGUCAGGUUGAUGUAUGCGAAAGGAGACGAGAAUGUGUCAGAUUCGGAGGUCGCGAGAUCGCUUGCCAUGGAGAACGGUACUCUUUGGGAGGAACCAACUCCUACACAUACAGAAACCUUCGAAAGCAGUGCCUCUGAAGCCGACACGAAACCCGCUGAAACAUCCCCCGCCCGGGACGAUCCAUCAGCAGCCCCCAAACGGGAAGCUAAUGAGUUAGCAGGGGGUAUUGAAUACUGGCAGAAUAUCAAAGCCGGAGAUGUCGAUAGGUAUGGGUUCAUUCGCGCAUCAAACACCAACGAUGGCGCCGCCGAAUUCAGCCCUAUUCAGCGAGUUUCUACUAGUCUGUUGCUGGCCUCAGAAACGCCCAGACGAAAGCGCUCUAUCCGACCACCCUCUGCGUUAGCAAGCAACCGCUCAUUUACAGGCCGAUCUCCUUCACGACAGAACUCCGAAACAUCCAUCCGUCCAACUUCGUCGCAAAGCAUGUAUAGAUCACCCCUGCGCCGGUCAACCUCGCGAUUCCGUCAAGCAACAAAUCACCUACCCCACAACCGCAAUCGCCGCUUCAAAGACGAAGCUGGAGAUAUGCUCACACUCCCCGCGGAAUCUGCAACUUUUGACGACAGAUUGGAUAGUGCUGUUGCGCGUGCGGCAAGGAAAAAGGAGUGGGAACGGGAGGACAAGUGGACGAAGAUGGCCAAGCCAACACGAAAGGGUAAGGAUGGAGGCGGAAUGACCUUCGACUUCGACACCAAAAGCUCAAAGCUGGUCGAGCGAACAUGGAAGGGGAUACCUGACCGGUGGCGUUCCUCAGCGUGGUACUCGUUCUUAGAAACGAGUGCCAAGAAACACAGCGAUAGCCCUACGGAAGAGGCCCUCAUUGAGAUUUACCAAGAAUAUCAGGAGAUGUCAUCUCCUGACGACGUGCAAAUCGAUAUUGAUGUGCCGAGGACGAUCUCUAGCCAUAUCAUGUUCCGGCGACGGUAUCGCGGUGGUCAACGCCUACUUUUCCGCGUCUUGCAUGCGAUGUCCCUCUAUUUUCCGGAUACGGGGUACGUCCAGGGUAUGGCGGCACUGGCGGCUACAUUUCUUGCUUACUAUGAUGAAGAGCAUACAUUUGUCAUGCUUGUUCGACUGUGGCAAUUGCGGGGACUGGAAAAACUCUACCGCUCAGGGUUUGCGGGACUCAUGGAGGCUCUAGGGGACUUUGAACGAGAGUGGUUGGAGGGAGGAGAAGUUGCCUCGAAACUGACCGAAGUCGGCAUUCCACCUACAGCAUACGGCACUCGUUGGUAUCUUACUUUAUUCAAUUACUCCAUCCCAUUUCCGGCACAACUUCGAGUGUGGGAUGUCUUUAUGCUCCUUGGUGAUGCUGAUCACCCACCGUCGAGCGCAAACAAUGGCGACAAAACGGAGGACAUCGGCUUCGGCAAGAGUUUAGAUGUCCUCCAUGCCACAUCGGCCGCUCUCAUUGACGGCAUGCGAGAGAUCAUACUCGAGUCCGAUUUCGAGAAUUCGAUGAAAGUUUUAACUAGCUGGAUUCCAAUCAAAGACGUCGAACUGUUCAUGCGUGUCGCUAAGGCUGAGUGGAAAGUCCACCGCCGAAAAAAGUCCGGUUAG
This is a messenger RNA of Aspergillus versicolor CBS 583.65, 2448 nucleotides long. Its product is annotated as putative TBC domain protein. Lineage: Eukaryota; Fungi; Ascomycota; Eurotiomycetes; Eurotiales; Aspergillaceae. The transcript has 2 exons. The record is from RefSeq and is a predicted model, not a curated record. Bases 1 to 2448 code for a protein of 815 amino acids.